AUGUUAUCAACGAUUCUCAGCGCCUUCGUCGCGGGGAUUCCGGACCAAUUUGUAUCAACUUCAGUGAACGUUAGUAACACGGCCCGGAGUUCCCAAACCUCAGGCUGCAGAACUCAAAUCCGAGGGCACCCCUGGGGAGUGGAUGGCGGUUGGCCACUCGCGGGAGACUCCGCCGGCGCCAGGGGCCCACCGUUCGAGGAGGAGGGCAGGCCAGUGCCGCUGACGCGCGCCGCCUGGGCAGCCGCGCACCCCAGCGCGAUGGUGUUCGCCUUCGCCUCUAGGGUGCUGCAGAACUUGGUGGCCUACGCCUGGCCGGCGUACCUGUCCUACAAGUCCGUCGAGUCCAGGCAGCCGGAGGGCGUCCGCGACUGGUGCAUCUACUGGUUCGUGCUGGCCCUGUUCACGAUCGCCGAGAGGGUGGCGGACGCGUUCCUGUUCUGGGUUCCGCUGUACUAUCCCGCCAAGGUGGCCUUCGUGCUCUACCUGUGGCACCCCAGGACGCUGGGCGCCAAGACGCUGUACGGCAAGGCGGUGAGGCCCACGCUGGGGUCUUACGAGCUGGAGAUCGACCAGGCGGUCGAGGAGGCGCGCGUGUGGGUGAGGGACUGCGUCCUGGUGAAUAAGAAUAAGGCGGUGGACUACCUGCGGGCGAAGGGAACGGAGUUAGCGGCCAAGGCGCACGCGCUCUUGAAGCGGCUUGAGGCGGGAUCCAAUGAGAUCGACAAGAGGGAUUGA
Ostreobium quekettii is the source of this 735-nucleotide messenger RNA. NCBI's taxonomy places the organism in Eukaryota, Viridiplantae, Chlorophyta, Ulvophyceae, Bryopsidales, Ostreobiaceae. The record is from the annotation of a GenBank genome assembly.